Messenger RNA from Plasmodium vivax (malaria parasite P. vivax), 1329 nucleotides. RefSeq names its product lipoate-protein ligase, putative. The coding region runs from base 1 to 1329 and encodes 442 amino acids. NCBI's taxonomy places the organism in Eukaryota, Apicomplexa, Aconoidasida, Haemosporida, Plasmodiidae. Gene Ontology annotation, cellular component: mitochondrion. The transcript has a single exon. Gene Ontology annotation, molecular function: lipoyl(octanoyl) transferase activity. Gene Ontology annotation, biological process: protein lipoylation. The record is from RefSeq and is a predicted model, not a curated record.
AUGGUCAGGAAACUCCUUCUGGUGCAGGCUGCCAUACGCCUUGUGAUCCUUUGCUCCACGAAGAAGAUAAAGAAUGAAAAAGAACCCCUCCAAACGGGGUGUGCUCUGCUGCAGGGCGUGAAAUACAAAGCGCGCAAAAGAGCGUUUGCACAGCCAAUCAGCAGGUCUUUAAAAAAGAAAAAGGACAACACACGGGGAGAACACGCGACAAAUGAAAUUCUCAUUUUCGAUUUGAGCGAAAAACUUAUAAAUUACAAACUCGCUUUUGAGCUGCAAAACUUGUUGCAUCAAUCCAAAAUUAAUUUGCAAAACGGAAAGAAAUUCCCCAUACGUUCGAACGCCUCCGAAUUGGAGAAAGUUAAAAUUAAGAGGUUUGAAAAAAAUCUUAAAAAAUAUGAUUUUUGUUUCCUUCUUCAGCACACUCCGUGCUACACCUUGGGCAGCUCAGCUCACCUGGGUGAUAUCCUCCUGGAUAAAAGGAGUUACCACAUUGAGGAGUUAGGGGACGUAUACAACCACUUUGACCAAAGGAGUCUUUCCCAAUUUGUUAGCAAGCACGAAUGUAUUAAAAAUGAAAUAGAAGAGAGCGAAAAUUAUGAUGAAGGGAAAAACUAUUUUGACAGCUUUUCACAAAAUGCAAAUAAAGUGAAAAUGCCGAUAUAUCGUAUUAACAGAGGAGGGAAGGCAACAUACCAUGGACCGGGGCAGCUAAUCUUAUACUUCAUUUUAGAUUUAAAAAGGUAUCCCUCUAACUAUAGCGAAGGGGGGGUCUCCCAUUCGUCCCAACGUAAGGAUGCUUACCAGGGGGAACACCCAAAAAAGGAGGAAGACAACGAGGAAACGCUUCCACACCGAUGCAACGCGAACCUCAACGCAAAGACAGAGCGCUCAUUUGACCUACACAAAACAGUAAAUAACAUCCAAAAAAUUGGAGUCGAAACUUUGGGCAAAUUUAAAAUAAAAGCGCAUACCAAGGAAGAUUCCAUUGGCGUUUUUCACAAAGAUAAAAAGCUUAUUUCUAUCGGUGUGAAAAUAAGAAAAUACAUAUCUAUGCACGGAAUGGCUUUAAAUUUCAACCUGGACAAAAACUUUUUGAAAUAUUUACGGCCCUGCGGCAUGAGUCACGCUGAUUACACCUCAAUGCAUGAACUCGAUGAAGUAAAAAAUAGAGAGAAAACAGGAGUCAGCCGGAACCCCGAACGGGGGAGCGAAAUGGCUAUCCGCGCCACGCUGCUCAACGAAUUAGCAGUUAACUGCGCACACUCGCUAGGAACCAUUUUUAAUGCCAAGGUGAAGGUUUCGAGCGAUAUAGGCGACCUUUUUGCUUAA